GUCACGUAGACUGAAGGUUACACUGCCACGGUGGGAUAGAAGAGGAGCCAGCUCACAGCUAUUGCAUUGAGACAAAGCAGACACAGCUCAACGGAUAGAGAUUGGACAUAGCUCAGGAGGGUGUACAAUACGUAUACACCAGGAUGCCUGAAGAAGUCAAGGCCAUGGAGGAGGAGGUGGAGACUUUUGCUUUCCAGGCUGAGAUCGCUCAGCUGAUGUCCCUGAUCAUCAACACCUUCUAUUCCAACAAGGAGAUCUUCUUACGAGAAAUCAUCUCCAACUCAUCCGAUGCCCUGGAUAAAAUCCGCUAUGAGAGUCUCACUGACCCCAGCAAACUGGAUUCAUGUAAAGAGCUGAAGAUUGACCUGAUCCCCAACCAGCAUGAUCGCACCCUGACCAUUAUCGACACUGGCAUUGGUAUGACCAAAGCCGACCUCAUCAACAACCUGGGCACCAUCGCCAAGUCUGGAACCAAGGCUUUUAUGGAGGCUCUGCAGGCUGGGGCAGACAUUUCUAUGAUCGGUCAGUUUGGUGUUGGUUUCUACUCUGCCUACCUGGUGGCCGAGAAAGUGACGGUGAUCACCAAGCACAACGAUGACGAGCAGUAUCUCUGGGAGUCUUCAGCCGGAGGAUCCUUCACUGUUAGGCUAGACAACGGUGAGCCCAUGGGUCGUGGGACAAAGGUUAUUCUACACAUGAAGGAAGAUCAGACUGAGUACUUGGAGGAAAAGAGGAUCAAGGAGGUUGUGAAGAAGCAUUCCCAGUUUAUUGGAUACCCCAUCACUCUGUAUGUUGAGAAGCAGCGCGAGAAAGAAAUCAGCGAUGAUGAAGGUGAGGAGCAAAUCACAGAAAUGAAGGAUGUAGAGAACAAAGAUGAAAAGCCUAAGAUUGAAGAUGUGGGAUCUGAUGAAGAAGAAGAUGAGAAGACAGGUGGAAAGAAAAAGAAAACUAAAAAGAUCAAAGAAAAGUACAUUGACCAAGAGGAACUGAAUAAAACCAAACCCAUUUGGACCCGCAACCCUGAUGAUAUUAGUAAUGAUGAAUAUGGAGAGUUCUACAAGAGUCUCAGCAAUGACUGGGAGGACCAUCUGGCUGUAAAGCAUUUCUCUGUGGAAGGUCAGCUUGAGUUUAGGGCCCUUCUUUUCGUUCCCCGUCGGACGGCUUUUGAUUUGUUUGAGAACAAAAAGAAGAAGAACAACAUCAAGCUGUAUGUGCGCAGAGUCUUCAUCAUGGACAACUGUGACGAGCUGAUCCCAGAUUUCCUGAAUUUCAUGAAGGGAGUAGUGGACUCUGAGGACUUGCCCCUCAAUAUUUCCCGUGAGAUGCUACAACAGAGCAAAAUCCUCAAAGUCAUCCGCAAGAACCUUGUGAAGAAGUGCCUGGAACUAUUUACCGAGCUGGCCGAGGACAAAGAAAACUACAAGAAGUUCUAUGAACAGUUCUCUAAGAAUAUCAAGCUUGGAAUUCAUGAAGAUACUCAGAAUCGUAAGAAGCUUUCCGAGCUGUUACGUUAUCACUCCUCCGCUUCUGGGGAUGAGAUGAUAUCUCUGGCUGAAUAUGUAUCUCGCAUGAAGGAAAAUCAGAAACACAUCUAUUACAUCACAGGGGAAACCAAGGAGCAAGUGACUCAUUCAGCCUUUGUGGAGAGACUUCGCAAACAUGGCCUAGAAGUGAUCUACAUGACUGAGCCCAUAGAUGAGUACUGCGUCCAGCAGCUCAAGGAGUUUGAUGGAAAGACUUUGGUCUCGGUGACUAAGGAAGGGUUGGAGCUUCCUGAGGAUGAAGAAGAGAAGAAGAAGCAGGAGGAGAUUAAAACUAAAUUUGAAAAUCUCUGCAAGAUUAUAAAAGACAUUCUCGACAAGAAGGUGGAAAAAGUGGUCAUCUCAAACCGACUGGUAGAAUCCCCUUGCUGCAUUGUCACCAGCACAUACGGGUGGUCCGCCAACAUGGAGCGUAUCAUGAAGGCCCAGGCUCUCCGGGACAACUCCACAAUGGGCUACAUGGCGGCAAAGAAGCACCUAGAAAUCAACUGUGAACAUCCGAUCAUAGAAACUUUGAGGCUUAAAGCUGAAACUGACAAGAAUGACAAAUCUGUGAAGGAUCUGGUUAUCCUGCUCUAUGAGACCGCCCUCCUGUCAUCCGGCUUCACCUUGGAAGACCCUCAGACACAUGCCAACCGCAUCUACAGGAUGAUCAAGCUUGGUUUAGGGAUUGACGAAGAUGAUGUCACCCAGGAAGAAGUCUCAAGUCCGGUGGUGGAAGAGAUGCCUCUACUAGAAGGCGAUGAUGACACAUCCAGGAUGGAAGAAGUGGACUGAUAGCAAUGACGGAGCAGAAACUGCCGAGCGCCACAGUCUCCUUAUGUACAGAUGUGAAUAUUUUUCUACGGUAUUGAAAUGGACAGGGAGACAAUCCUGCUCUGAUAAGAACACGUCAUAUGCAGAGCUAUAAUCUUUUUUUAUUAUUGCUCGAGAUAUAUGAGCUUUUGGAACUGUUACUUGCAAUGUGCAGGAGGGUUUAUUGUAUGAGUUACUUUUGAUAAUGUAAAAAAAAAAAAGGGUAAUAAAAAGAUUAAGCUGCA
Messenger RNA from Bufo bufo (common toad), 2581 nucleotides. Its product is annotated as heat shock protein HSP 90-alpha-like. Gene Ontology annotation, cellular component: protein-containing complex; nucleus; cytosol. Lineage: Eukaryota; Metazoa; Chordata; Amphibia; Anura; Bufonidae. The transcript is spliced from 11 exons. Bases 144 to 2318 code for a protein of 724 amino acids. Gene Ontology annotation, molecular function: ATP binding; disordered domain specific binding; ATP hydrolysis activity. The record is from RefSeq and is a predicted model, not a curated record. Gene Ontology annotation, biological process: cellular response to heat; protein stabilization; protein folding.